UUUUGAGAACGAAACUCUAAUUGCGAACCGUGUGUCGUCGUCGCCGGAUUGGAUGUUGAUGUUGAUUUUGGUUUCGUGUUUCGUGAUUCGUAUUUCCCGGCUUUCGCGGCAAUCAAGCGCUUGGAUAAUAAUCGUAUUAUAAGUGAGCAUUAGUAAGCCAUAAAUCUGAUUGAAAGUGCCGGGCGCCAGGGGUUUUUCUUCCCCAUUGUGUUACGUGACAGGUGUUGCAAUGUUCCACUGAGCGACUGCCAAGAGCGCGAGACAUUGAAUCGGGUUCAAGAAUUUGGCCAUAACCGAAAAACGUCAUGGUUGAGAAGGCCUCGAAUGCGUUUACGCUGGAAAAGCUACGCAAUCUGCAAUGGCAAAAGGUGUUUCAUAUGUUCUACAUUGAACCGGUUGUCUUCAUGCUGCUGUUCUCGCACACGCUGUCGGGCACCAUCCAGCGCAACCAGGUCAUCUAUCAGACGUGCACGGUCAUCUUCCACUACAAUGAGUCCGACUGCAAGCAGCUGGAUGUGAAGAACGCCAGUGCCGAGAUAAAUGCCAUUGAGACGGAGCUGCAGCCGUAUGUGGCCAAUCUGUUCCUCACCCGCACCCUCCUGGAGAGCAUCGUUCCGGCCUUCUGCGGCCUAUUCAUUGGUUCCUGGUCGGAUCACUACGGACGCAAGCCCCUGCUCAUUGUUUCCAUGAUUGGAUUCUCCGCCUCCUUCCUGAUGAUGGCCGCCAUUUGCGAGCUGUCCAGCUAUUACGUGGUGAAUCCCUGGUGGUACAUCAUGGCGGCGGUGCCCCACUCCCUGCUCGGCGGGAAUUGCGUCUUCUCGGUGGCCGCCUUCUGCUUCAUCUCGGACAUCACGGAUUGCAAGUCGCGACCUUACCGCAUGAUCUUCAUGGAGUCGCUCUUCUUUAUCGGCCUGACCAGUGGAUCCCUUCUGUCCAGCUUUGUGUACGCAGCAGUGGGUGCGGCGGCCACCAUCGGACUUUCCGGCUGCAUCGUGACCUUCGCCACUUUCUUCAUCAUUUUCUUUGUGCCCGAGAGUCUGCACUAUCGUCAAGCGCAAGACACCACGAGCGCGAUCGCCGCGAACGGGGAGAAGGAUUGCAAGGAGAAGGAUGUGCCGAUCACCGCCUGUGACCUGCAAUUGGACCGCGUGGCCAUCGACUGUCCGCCCAACUUCAUGGCCGAUGAGGAGCUGGAGAAGAAAAAGGCGAAUGAAAAGGAUAAGCGGAUGGAGCUGCCCACACCAGCGACUCCUGCGAUGAGCUUCGACGAGGACCUGCUGGCCAAGUACGUGGAGCGGCUGCCCCAAAAGGCGGAGGAGCGCAAGCGCAAGGAGGAGGAGGAGCGAGUCAAGAAGGCGGGUCUGUUCAGUAUGGUCCACAUCAAAGACAUGCUUAGCACCUGCUUCAAGCGACGCGAUCAUCACGCACGCGCCAUCAUCUGGCUUGUCACAUUUGCCAUGUUCCUGUCCAUCUUCGUUUUUGAUGGCGUGAUGACUGUGAUGUACCUGUUUGUGCGCGAGAAGUUCCACUGGACGGUGAGGGAUUACACAUUCUUCGAGACGGUUAGCCACCUGGUUCCCAUGAUUGGCGCACUCAUAGGAUUUUUGAUCCUGCGAAAGGUCUUUCGCCUGUCCGUUGUGACCUUAGCCCUGCUCGCCUUCUUUUCGGAGAUUCUGAACAAUCUGGCCAAGGGCUUUGCCACGAUGCCAUGGCACAUGUACCUCUCCGUGACUCUGGGCGUCUUCCGCUCCAUCUCAGGACCCAUGUGCCGCACUAUAGUUUCGAAUAUAGUACCUCCCUCGGAUCUGGGCAAGAUUUUCUCCAUCAAGAAUGUGCUGCAGUCGUUCGCACCGUUCGUGGCGGCCCCCCUGUACACCCUCAUCUAUAAGCGGUCGCUCACCACGUACCCGGGUCUGUUCAACUUCGUCAGUUCGUUCCUGUACCUGCUCUCGUUCGUGUUCAUCGGAUACGUCUUGCGGAUCAAGUACCGGCACAAGCAGCACUACGCCAAGGUUUUGAAGUGAGGCGGCGACAGCGGAGAUGUGCCCAAAUUAACAUGUGAUCACCCCAACCAAGCAAUAAACAUUUACAAGUGGAGCGAAUUUAAAGAUGCAAAUCCGGAAAAUAAGCGUUUAACUGUGAGGGACUAGCACCGGUCAUCGGUUGAACAAAUUGAUCUUCUUUUACUUGUUUAUUUAUUUAAAUAUGUUUUAGUAUUUGUAGUGUGUGUUAAGUUAUCAUUAAGAGUCCCGUCCUAUACAAUUAAAUUGUUAUGAUUCACAAAACUCGA
Drosophila gunungcola (fruit fly) is the source of this 2290-nucleotide messenger RNA. RefSeq lists its product as uncharacterized. Gene Ontology annotation, molecular function: transmembrane transporter activity. Gene Ontology annotation, biological process: transmembrane transport. Bases 306 to 2024 code for a protein of 572 amino acids. Gene Ontology annotation, cellular component: membrane. NCBI's taxonomy places the organism in Eukaryota, Metazoa, Arthropoda, Insecta, Diptera, Drosophilidae. The transcript is spliced from 9 exons. The record is from RefSeq and is a predicted model, not a curated record.